GUCUUCCUUGUCCACUGCAGCGCACGUGAAGCCUCGGCUAUACACGCACAGCAUUAUUGUUAUGCCAUCCAUGUGAAGCAUCUCAGCCUGCUCCACCACCACCACCCACGUGAGCUGCACAGCCUUCGCAGCGAUUGGCUCGUGUUAGUCAUAGCCACCGCAUCGGAUAUUCUAACUUAUCGCACGCUUCCGUUCGAUCAACAAUCAGCAACCGGCAGCCUUAUGCUUAUCGACGCAUGAACUCGCUACGAUGAGCAUGAAGCAUCAUCAGCACACUAUCCAAAUCUGCAUCAUCCUGCUACCCAACAACAACACCUAAGAGAGACACCACCUCUUUCCGCAAUUGUUAUCUGCUCCGACGCACACUGCCCCACGUUCAGCGAAGGAACACGAACGAGAGGAGUUGAAAUAGUCCCUGCGUAUCUACACGGGCCGGCCUUCAUAGGCCCACCAUCAUAUAGUGUGCGGCUUACACCGAAAGCGCUUUGCUGCGGUUCAGCAGCUCUUCGAACCACCCGAGCGACCAUGGCGACCAACGGAUACUCACUGUCGAACGGCGACGUGCAGUAUGGUGCCACCAGCUCACAGUCUCCGCCAAAACAACAGAAUGCGAACGCGGCGGUCCAUCAACGCACGUAUCAGGCAUGUAUACCAUGUAGGCAGCGCAAAGUACGCUGCGACCUAGGAUCUGUAGAUAAUCCUCACGAUCCCCCAUGCACGAGAUGUCGUCGCGAGGCCAAGGAAUGCUACUUUUCUGCCACCCGUCGCAAGAAGAAGACUCAGGUCGGCGAUAAUACCGGCUCCGAGGCUGGCGAUGAGCCAGUAUACGAGAUCCGACACAACCGCAAGCGAUUGAGAACGUCUAUACCUCCAGCAGAGAUCGAUGGCGCUCAGGAAGAUGAUGAAUACCCAGAACAGCCUCGCACGCCUGGCGGCUCGAUAGGACGUACUCAACCGCUCCGCAGACCCACCGCGCCCCAACCGAUGGCCUAUCGCGAAGAGGACGAGAAGCAAGCAGAGCAUACAGCCUUCAUACUACAGCAGUCAGAAGUGCAUGGGGGCCAUGACGCUCUCAAAGUGCUGUACCAGGCAGGAAUCGCCAGCCUCAAUAGGAGCGACAGUACUAGCAGCGGUAUACGUCCUAGCUUUGCUGGUCUCGCAGCAGGUUCCCAGGCAUCUACGUCUAGUCCAAUCCUGAAUCGAGUACCGACUGGCACCAGCUAUACCAACGGUCCUCUCGCGCCUUUCCAAAAUGACAGUCUCUGGAACACGACAACAGACGGUGCCGCCCCAGCAAAUAGCAUGCUUGAGAACAUGCCGGUUGACAGCACAAGUUACGCAGAAGCGGUCAAGGCGUGGACGCGAUUCAAAUUCGUACGCGCUGGAUGGAUGACAGCCAAGGAAGGCAUUGACUAUGUACUCUACUUCUAUCGGCACCUAUCACCCCUGACGCCAGUCGCAAUACCAGACUUUAAACAUCCAAGCACUCAUAAGAAGCUGCUGGAGGAGGAACCGAUGCUUGCCGUGACAAUGCUCUUAAUCGCCUCUCGACAUAUGAAGCUCGAUGGACCAGGGUCUCAUAGUAGGCCCUACGCCAUUCAUCAAAAGCUAUGGACUUAUCUUUCGGGCAUGAUCAAUCGUGUCGUCUGGGGCCAGGAGCAAUUUGGAGGCGGCUUCUGUGGAGCUGGCGGCCCUGGAGCACAACCGAGUUGCGAUGUCAAUCCACUUUUGCGGAAAGGCUUAAGGACGCUGGGUAGCGUUGAAUCUCUCGUGUUACUGACAGAAUGGCAUCCUCGAGCCAUGCACUUUCCGCCUGAUGAGGACGACGACGAUCUCAUGGUACCAGAUCAAGCCUUUGGCACGCCAGCUAUCGGCUCAGAAGAUGGCGUGCCAAAAGGCAUUGGAGGUCAUCGCAUGGAUGCGUGGCUGGAGCCGUGUUGGCGGAGCGAUCGCAUGUGUUGGAUGUUGCUCGGAAUGGCUAUGUCGCUCGCUAUGGAGAUAGGUGUCUUCGACUCAAGCGAAUGGCAGCGACAUGCUCGCGCCACAGAUGGUCACUCAUUGUCUUCAGAAGAUCUUACGAAUUACGACAGACGACGAGGGAACGUUCGGGAUCUGCUGCUCGUGUACGUCACGCAAACCAGCGGCCGCCUGGGACUUACGUCGAUGCUUCCUGGCUACUACAGCAAGCCUGAAGACAGUGACCAAUUCCGACGCCGUAUCGAUGGCCAGCAGGACAGCAUCAAGGAGAUCACAUUCCACUUCUGGCUUCGGAUGGCUGCGCUGAUGCGCGAAGGUAACAACAAGAUCUUUGCGAACAAGACAUUUACCCGCGAUCUCAUUCGAAACGGCGACUACAAGCGAGCCCUUGACCAAUUCGCCGGUCCGCUUAAUGACUGGAAGAAGGAUUUUGAUGACUGCGUGUCAAUUCCGAAGCACAUGCGAGCUAUUUUGGGCAUUGAGUACGAGUACUGCCGCUGCUACAUCAAUGCUCUGGCUCUCCAAGCUGUUGCCGAGCGUUGCGCAAACGACCACCCUUCUCCGGUUCAACCUAUUGACCCGCCGCUCGAAAUGGCGCGGGCAGCGGUCGCGGACGCCAAUUCAGGACCUAAAGCCGACUUUGCGAUCGCCCCUUCAACUCUUUCCAAAUGGCUCGGCGGCGAUCGCAACUAUAUGGUCACUGUAGGCGACGCUGCCCGAAAUCUGCUAAAAAUUGUGGUCGAUGAUCUCGAGCCGGAUGGCUUCCUGCGGCAUGCUCCAGUCCGGACCUAUUUCCGCAUCAUCAGUGUAGCUAUUAUGCUGCUGAAGUCAUUCGCACUUGGUGCUACCGAAGCCGAUGUCACGGACUCCCUCAAGCUUAUGGAGCGCACAGUGAGCGCAUUGCGAGGCUGUAUCGUUGAUGAUGUUCACGUGGCUAGUCGUUUCGCUGACCUCCUUGACACGCUUUCACAAAACCUCAGACCCCGUCUAGUACGCAUUGCUGCUGACGGUCGUGCUGGCAAGAGUCGGCGCGAGAGUCAAUACAACGUUGGUCUUGGACCGAAUAGCGGCAUGCCGUACUCGAAUGGCAGGUCGACUGUAACACAAUCACCACAGACAGUACCGGGCGGCAUGCAGAAUGGACAAGGCUGGAACAACAAUUUCAAUAUGGUCUCGCCAUCCGCUACGAUGACAUCAGGCACUGCGACGUACGGCAUUUCCAAUGAAACCUAUGAUUUGCUGAGAGGUGACAACCAGUACUCUGUCAUGCCGCCUCCAGGCUUUUCGGGUACUUCGCCCACGAAAACUCAAAACAUGAACGGCCCUGGAUCUGCCACCGGGAGUAAUGGAGGUUAUGAUACAUUUCCAAACGGCAACUUCGAUAACCCGCAGGACUGGCUUGCCCUGCCACUUGACCCUAUCCUCAACAUGUCUGGCGCCGACGUGGAUCAGACUAUGUACGGUCCACAGCUCGGCGGUCAUGAUAUGCUCGAGUACCUCCUCAAUCCCCAGAACACCAACGGAUAUUGACGGAUUAUCCGGCGAUUCAAGAUCUUUCGGCUUAACUACAUUUUCUUUCUCAUCUAUCACGACAUCAAUACGUAGCUCAUGCAAGAAAUGAUGACCAGUGUACGACAGAAUGGUCAAGCAUGUAUCAUGUUUUAUGAAACUCCGGCGAGGGUCAGAAGCGACACAAAUCGGAGAGGAUGCGAUAUGAACAGGGUGUGGUCUUUUCUUUUCGAGAUACCCAUAUCAGUUUUCUAGCUCGAGCAUACACAUGGAACCAAGCAUAGCGAUAGGCAGACAAAAUUAUCAAUCAUCAGAAUCACACCCCCUCUACUCAUUCAAUCUUAUACGUCGCAGCCAACCUCUCCAUCAAAUGAUCUCUCGCCGUAACUCCCUCCCUCCCACUCCUCGUGCCAUUCUUCUCCGCAAACUCCCUCACAAUCCGACUCGGCACAGGCUCCAACAAAGCCUCAUCAAGCGGAUGACAAAAAUACGCAAUACUAUACCUAUCCCCCGCAUCCGCCUCCCCUUCCGGAAACACCACACGAUGGACCGUAGAUUUCAACAACCCUCCCGUCCAAUCCUCGAGCAAAUCCCCAAUAUUCACCAAAAUCGGUAACGCUCCCCCUCGCUGCAACGGGUCUACAGGAACACGAACCCAUUCUUUCCCCCUCUGUAUCUCUAACCCAGGCUGUCCCGGUAACUGAAAUAAACACGUGAUACUCCCAUAAUCCGAAUGCGCUCCGGCUCGAAGAUCAAUCUCAGAAGUUGUCGUCUUUCGAGCGGGAUAAUACAGAUAUCGAAAAAUCGAACC
Molecule: messenger RNA, 4297 nt
Organism: Pseudocercospora fijiensis CIRAD86
Lineage: Eukaryota; Fungi; Ascomycota; Dothideomycetes; Mycosphaerellales; Mycosphaerellaceae
Exons: 2
Coding region: 526-3507 (993 amino acids)
Biological process (GO): aromatic amino acid catabolic process; positive regulation of transcription by RNA polymerase II
Cellular component (GO): nucleus
Molecular function (GO): DNA-binding transcription factor activity, RNA polymerase II-specific; zinc ion binding
Source: RefSeq, a predicted model, not a curated record